Messenger RNA from Bipolaris oryzae ATCC 44560, 654 nucleotides. RefSeq lists its product as uncharacterized. Bases 1 to 654 code for a protein of 217 amino acids. The record is from RefSeq and is a predicted model, not a curated record. NCBI's taxonomy places the organism in Eukaryota, Fungi, Ascomycota, Dothideomycetes, Pleosporales, Pleosporaceae. The transcript has 3 exons.
AUGCGCUAUCCGUUUCCGAGCCUGAGGUCAACCGUUUGGAGCUCGUCAUUGGUAAAGGUGCUAGAGUUACUGAGACUUAAACAAGGCAAAAGAUCUCUGCUCUGGAUCAAAGGGGGACCAGGAAAAGGCAAAACUAUGCUCUCAAUCUUUCUGGCGGAAGACCUUGAGCUGCUAUUAUCGAAUGAACAAAUAAAACAAGUCGCGUACUAUUUCUGCAUUCGUAACAAACGGCCAGAGAUUGCUAAACACGCCUUCCCAUAUCUCGAGUUACCUGAGCGAAGAGCUGAUACUUUGUGUUCCUUGGCAUCUCUCUGGAUAAUCUUACAAAAGAUCAUUGCUGACGCGGCACUGGGCCACCUGUUUUGCAUAGUGGAUGGGUUUGAUGAGUGUGACGAGGACACGCAAAGAUUUCUUAUCCCGAGAUUCGUGGACCAACUUGGUUCCCAAACCUCGCCAAAUCGGCCAGAGAAUCUUCCCAAGUUCCUCAUCGUGAGCCGCGAAAUAGAGCGAUUGGAAUGCUGCAACAAGGGGGAUCUCGACGAAGACCAUGUUAGCAAUGGUGGUGGCGGGGAUGUUGAACUAUUGAUUGGCGAAAAAGUGGAUGAGCUGUUUCACAGAAAGAGAUUAGACAACGCGUUCCGCCCAACAGUAUAG